Cynara cardunculus var. scolymus (artichoke) is the source of this 4835-nucleotide messenger RNA. RefSeq names its product methyl-CpG-binding domain-containing protein 9-like. Bases 55 to 4689 code for a protein of 1544 amino acids. The transcript is spliced from 9 exons. Gene Ontology annotation, cellular component: nucleus. Gene Ontology annotation, molecular function: DNA binding; protein binding. The record is from RefSeq and is a predicted model, not a curated record. NCBI's taxonomy places the organism in Eukaryota, Viridiplantae, Streptophyta, Magnoliopsida, Asterales, Asteraceae.
UUUUCUUUAACUUCUCUGAAUGGAUUUUCAUCUACAAAUGCUUCUUCCCAGGCAAUGCGGAUUGCACGCUUGAAUCUUGAUAUUGCAACACAAAAUGCCAAUUUAGUGUAUUUGCAAGCACUUAAAAAUUACAUAUCUGAAAGGAGAGGUGUACUAGGAGAUGGUUGGGUUGUUAAAUUUGAAUUUUCUGAGAGUAUCUGCAAGAGAGCUCCAAUUUACUAUGCCCCAGAUGGAAGUAGAUUCAAUUCGAUGCCAGAAGUUGCUCAUCAUUUCGGUUUGCUAUUGCCGCCAAAUUCCUUUGAAACAAAUGACAAAGGUGGUAGCUUUGCAUUACUGCAGAACGGAUCACAUGCUACUAAAAGUUUGGAUAGUGCUUCAAGGUCGCUAAAUGCCAAUAUCAUUAGGGAGCGUAAGAGCAUGUCGCAAAGCGGGGUCAGUAAUGGCGGAACUGCAAUUGAAGUAGACCCUAUGGGGAAUAGUAACCGUGGGUCAGAGUUGUUUCUUGAUGGUUUUCCAGUUCAAUUUCAAGACUUCUUUGUGACAUCACUGGGAAAAAUCGACCCACGUGUUUCAUUCCACACGGCUUCCCAAAUCUGGCCAAUAGGUUACAAAUCUAUUUGGCACGAUAAUGCAACAGGGUCCAUAUUCGUAUGCAAUGUUUUAGAUGCUGGUGAUUGUGGCCCAAUAUUCAGAGUAAAUAGGCAUCCAUGCACAAAGCAUUCAAUCCCAAAUGCUUCAACGGUGCUCUGCAGGCCAAAAUCUAGGCCGUCCGAUGGAAAAGACACGGCAGGUAGUCAUGAUUCUGCUGUUAAUAGGGCAUUUCAGGCAUUUCUUGAUGAACGAAUAAAUACCCGCGAUAAACUAGCUGAACAACAAAAGCCACCGAGCCUAGAUGAUGGUAGUUACUCAUGCCUUGAUAAGGUAGCAAGCUGUUUGACUACAGAAUCCGCCUUUCCUCUUCAAUGUAUACCUUCUAAUAACGUCAUCCGAGGUGACAUUAUUGGUGAAUUUAUGGUAGAAGGGAGAUCCCCUUCAUCUGCUUGGCAAAUGGUCUUAGAAACUCUACUUUCUGCAUGCCAUCAAGCAUUUAAAGAUUUGAGUGUCUUAACUUUUUGCUGCAACCACACUGUCGAUAGGCAACACAUUGAUGAUUCAUAUAAUAUUAAUUCAUUAGACAAAUUUGGUUAUUUGAGGGGUCCUAAAAUCGUGAACUUAAUACGGACAGUAGAGCAGCUCGAUGGUUGUUGUAUGGUGCUGCGGAGAUGGUUGCAACCAGACAGAUUCGGUCUAGAUGCCGAGUUUGUACAAGAACUCGUAGAACAGCUUCCGGGGGUUUCUGCCUGUUUGGGAUAUAAAUCUUUGGUUGCAAGAUGUCAAAACUCUCCCCAUACUGUCGGAAGCGGAUUCUUUACGGUUUUACGUAAAUAUAGUUCACAGCCGACUGUAUCAGAUAGUCUAGUAGAAAACCGUAAAAGACUCAGCCCACCAGGCAAUAUAAUUGCCUCCAACCUUCCUCCUCGUUUAAUUGGGGAUAUUCUCCAGGCCCACGAGUUCUACUUGCGGUUUCAUAAAGUUUUGGGGCUAGAGGCACUUCCCUCUAGAGAAAAGCUGGAAUACGAGUUACUGAAUCCAUGGGAUGAUGAUUUGAAGCCACCGAACAGUCAUGAAGGUGACAAAAUAGAAGAUCUUACUUCAUAUUCCACAAUUGCCCCUGAUAUGAAAUCCCGUUUUGGAGAUUUUGUGGAUGCAACAGAAGAAUCUGAGGGAGAUGGUUCUCGAUCAGAAGUGGCUAUCAAAUGCACAGGUGUAUCAUUAGCGAACUUUCAUAUGGCACUCGUGAAGGUGCUAGUAGAAGACAUGCUAGCAAAACUCACGAUAUGUGAGCAAUCUGGUGCAGCGGAAUCCAAGUCAAGAAAAGGGAGGAAGAAAAACAUGGAGAUCAUGGUUUCUAGCAAGAAGAUAAAGCUCAGUAUGUUUCCUGUUAACGAAAUUACUUGGCCAGAAAUAGCGAGGAGGUGCAUUUUGGCUGUGUUGUCCAUGGAUGGUAGUCUUGAAGCUUCGGAUGUCACAAACCGUGAAUUUAGUGAAGUGUUUCAUUGUUUGAAAGGUGAUGGCGGUCCACUUUGUGGUUCUCUUACUGGAAUGGCUGCAAUGGAGGCUGAUGCAAUGGUUCUAGCAGAGGCCUCCGAGAAAAUAUUUUCUUCUGUGAACAGUAAAUUUGUCAACUUCAUAAUAGAUAAAAACGAUCUCAAUAUCCGCGACUCCGCCACAGAGACAAAUAGAACAGAUAACGGAUGUCCUAAAUGGAUUGAGGUUCUCGAACCCGUAAGAAAGCUACCCACAAACGUGGGAGCAAAACUGAGAAAAUGCGUUUAUGAAUCUUUAAAACAACAACCACCACCGUGGGCGGUAGAGAUGUUGGUAAACUCGAUAAGCAAAGACGUCUACAAGGGUAAUGCAUCCGGACCCACAAAGAAAAUCGUUGUCUCGGUUCUUGAACAUGUGAGAGAACUAAAUCCUCUCACUAAGAAGAAAGCGAAGGAAAGUCGUGUUGUCAGGACUUUAUAUGACGUGAUCAUGAGACGGUGUCGUAUGGUGCUACGCUCGGUUGCUGCUGAAGAUGAAAACCGAGCUUUUUUCAUUCUCAUGGCAGAAUCCCUUUUCAAGCGGAAUGAAUCUUGUGAUGGUGGACAUCCUGCACCAGUUUCCCGCCCGUUAGAUUUUAGAACGAUUGACCUCAGAUUGGAUGCCGGCUGCUAUGGUGGUUCACAUGAAUCUUUCAUUGAGGAUGUUCGUGAGGUUUGGCGAAAUUUACGAAUAAUAUAUAGGAACAAACCCAAAUACAUCGACUUUAUUGAAACGUUAUCUAAAAAGCUAGAAGAACUGUAUGAACAAGAGGUACUUACACUGGUCCGCAAGACCGUCGAUUACGGGAACGAUUCCAUCUCCGAUGAAACAAAGAGAGAGCUAAACACGAUGCUUGCAGACACAAUCACGAGCACGCUUUCCGUUGCACCAUGGGAGGACGGGAUUUGCAAAGUAUGCGGGAAGGAUGAAAAUGAUCAUAUCUUGCUUUUGUGUGAUAGAUGUGAUGCAGAGUACCAUACAUACUGUUUAGAUCCUCCCCUCCAAAGGGUUCCAAAAGCAAGUUGGUAUUGCCCAUCUUGCAUUUCGUUCAUUACAAAUCAAGCUAUGUCGUCACAAGAAGAGGAGUCUGACACCCCGGUGUUAUUCCGGGACCCCGAUAAGAAGAAAACAUGCAAAGAAAUUGUUCGAAAUGGUUUAGAGUCGCUGGCUGAGUUAGCUGAUGCUAUGGAGUCGAUGGAGUAUUGGGAACUAGGCCUCGAGGAGCGGGUUUUCCUUCUCAAGUUCUUGUGUGACGAGGCCUUGAGUUCGACCAUUAUUCGGGACCACAUAAACGCAGUUGAUUGCAAUAUUCGAAGAGACUUCCUGGGCCGAGACUCAGAAGGUAGACUUUACUACAUUCUUGGCAAACCCGAAAGGGUAGUUGUGUCUGGUCCACACAGUAUAGGUGAAGUGUGUAUAGCCUCCGAGAGUUCUUCCUCUAGAGAACUCGAUGCAUCCGAGCGUUGUUCAUGGAUUUGCUAUGAAUCGGAUGCUGAAAUCGAGGCUCUGGUUGAAUGGUUGAGAGAUGACGAUGCAAGAGAGAAAGAACUGAAAGAAACCAUCAUACAGUGGCAACGAAACAAAUCGAACAACCAAAAUGGUGAAGCCGGGAAAGUUAACCGCUUGAUGUCAUCGAUUCACGACACGAAUGCAAGGGCAGCACUGGAAAAGAAAUUUGGUUCUUUCUCGGAAGGAAGAGUCUUCGACGAUGGGAAAAUAUACCGUUGUGAUUGCCUGGAAUUAGUUGGGUCUACUAGAGCUCAUUGUUUUUCAUGCCACUCGACGUUUUUCAGUAACGAGAUUCACAACGAUGGAAAAUGUGGGAUUCAUAAGGAAGGAGACGCUCUCGUGAAGCAACCGACCUUGACUAAUGAUCAGAAUGAACCCGAUGUCACAUUUGUCUUUGAGGAGAUUAGAGCCAAUUUCUGUGCCGAAAGCUUGCGUAAAGAAGUCAUCAAAGAUGUAGGGAUCGUCGGGUCAAACAGGAAUCCAGUAUUGGUCAAACAUCGAGUCGAAGCUGAGAACAUCGAGUCUUCGACACCGUUAGUUGGCAGAGUUUCUAAAAUUCUUCGAUAUCUGAAAGCCACUUUACUCGAUAUUGAAGCCGCUCUUCCAAACGAAGCAUUUAGACCUUCGAGAAGAGACUCUCAUAGAUUACGAGCUUGGCACGUGUUUGUGAAAUCGGCACAGUCGAUUCAUGAGAUGGUACAAGCAACGAUCAUCCUAGAAGACAUGAUUAGAACCGAGCACCUGAGAAAUGAAUGGUGGUAUUGGUCCUCACCUUCCGCUGCUAUUAAAAUCUCCACUGUUUCAUCUCUCGCUCUACGAAUCUACGCUCUCGAUGCUGCCAUCUUUUACGAGAACCCACCUACGCCUCCUGCGGACCUGACAGAACCCGUAACGCCAUCAGAUUCCAAUUCAAAGAAAGAAGCUUCUAGAAAGUCAAACCCAAAAUCAAGCAGCUCGACAAUGGUGGCAAUGUCGAACAAUUCAGAACCUUCCAAGACUUCGAAAUCCGGAAAGAGGCCAAAGAAGAAGAAACUUAGAUUCUCCGCGGAUUAAAAACCGAUUUAUGGUUCUCUGUUUUAGAUUUGUAAAUGGUAAUUGUGAAACUUAGACUGGACGCGAACUGAUGAGUGCCGAAGAGGGGUGAACCCUGAAUUGGUGACUCGGGCCUUUUGUUGCUAAACCGACUUGAUGGUUAGACU